Messenger RNA from Penicillium lagena, 273 nucleotides. RefSeq lists its product as uncharacterized. Lineage: Eukaryota; Fungi; Ascomycota; Eurotiomycetes; Eurotiales; Aspergillaceae. Bases 1 to 273 code for a protein of 90 amino acids. The record is from RefSeq and is a predicted model, not a curated record. The transcript has a single exon.
AUGGAAACUGUCAAAUGUACCAGUUCAAAGAAGCUUCGUGAAUUGGAACUAAGUUUUCCAUGCGAUGAUUCUACUAGCAGCCGUCGAGUGCCCUAUGUUGGUCAAGUUUGGUUUCGUUCUCUUGGGAUAUUCAACGCCUUUAAUUUCCGUUCGGAUAACAGAGGACAGCAUGGCGGUAUGACACUUGGUCUUCGGCGGGCAAUGAAAGCGCGCGAAAUCUUUGAAAUCCCAUUCUCAGUCGGAAAGCGUAGCAAUCCUAAGCAGAAAUUGUGA